Gossypium raimondii (Peruvian cotton) is the source of this 1643-nucleotide messenger RNA. Its product is annotated as nicotinamide adenine dinucleotide transporter 1, chloroplastic. The record is from RefSeq and is a predicted model, not a curated record. The transcript is spliced from 9 exons. Gene Ontology annotation, biological process: NAD transmembrane transport. Gene Ontology annotation, molecular function: NAD transmembrane transporter activity. Bases 341 to 1288 code for a protein of 315 amino acids. Lineage: Eukaryota; Viridiplantae; Streptophyta; Magnoliopsida; Malvales; Malvaceae.
GAAUCGUCCGGCUGAGAACUGAUAGGCUGAUGAUAGCCAGACAAAAAGCCUGACCUUUUAAAAUUCGAAGACCGAAACUCUCUCUCUCUCUCUCUCUCUCUUCCCAAAUCCCAUGGGCAAUUUCUCGAUCUCAUCCCAUCCCCUUAUUCCAACGACCAAGGUCGAACCCUAACUCAGGCGUUUCGACUCGGUUUUUCUCAAGCUAACGCAGCUCCCACCCGAGAUUUUUAUCCUCUGGCAAUGCCACUCUGGUUCUCCGCCAUAUCCCUCUCGAUAGAGGACUCCUUUCGUUUGCCUAAAACCUUCCCCUCUUUUCAGAUUUAUUUACUAAGUUCAAGAAAUGACCAACGAUUCCCACCCCCCUAAUUCCAGGAGUCUCCUUUGCAAUGCCGGUGCUGGCGCUGCCGCCGGUGUUAUUGCUGCAACAUUCGUGUGUCCUUUAGAUGUUAUAAAGACGAGAUUACAAGUUCAUGGGUUGCCAAAGCUUGGUAACGCAACCAUUAGACGUAGUCUUAUAGUUGGUAGCUUGGAACAAAUAUUUCAGAAGGAAGGCUUGCGUGGCAUGUACCGUGGACUUGCUCCUACUGUACUCGCUUUACUUCCGAAUUGGGCUGUAUAUUUUACAAUGUAUGAGCAGCUCAAAGACUGUCUAUGUUCUAAUGAUGGGAAGCACCAACUCUCUGUAGGUGCUAACAUGCUAGCUGCAUCUGGUGCUGGAGCUGCAACAACCUGUUUCACAAAUCCUCUUUGGGUUGUGAAGACAAGACUUCAAACUCAAGGAAUGAGAGCUGGAGUGGUUCCCUAUAGGGGUACAUUUUCUGCUUUGAGGAGAAUAGCUCAUGAGGAGGGUAUUCGGGGUCUAUACAGUGGUCUUGUCCCCGCAUUAGCUGGUAUUAGUCAUGUUGCCAUUCAGUUUCCAACAUACGAGAAGAUCAAAUGCUAUUUAGCUAACCAAGAUAACACUCCAAUGGAUAAACUUGGUGCACGUGAUGUUGCUGUUGCGUCAUCAGUUUCCAAAAUAUUUGCAUCCACAUUGACUUACCCACAUGAGGUGGUACGUUCAAGGCUUCAGGAACAGGGACAUCACUCUGAGAAACGCUAUUCUGGUGUGGUUGAUUGCAUCAGAAAAGUAUUUCAGCAAGAAGGCUUUGCUGGAUUCUACCGUGGGUGUGCAACAAAUCUUCUCAGGACCACACCUGCAGCUGUUAUCACAUUCACCAGCUUUGAGAUGGUUCAUCGAUUUCUUGUCAAUCUUUUCCCUUCGGAUCCACAGCCUCACACUUUAUAAAGGUGCAUCAUGCUUAACCAAGGAUAUAGGCACUUGUCUCCUGGCAUAUGACCCGGCAGCAAUGCAUCCUCUUGGUAGUGAUACAUUGUCACAGUUUGUAUUCUUCUGGUAGCCUUUUAGCGAAUAUUCAUUCCGCCUUCAUUUCCUCGUCCUCUGAGAUCAAAGCUUCCGAGGAAGGCGUGGACGUGUUAUACUGACAGUGAUAAUGAUGAAAAUCAUACUUUGAGUUUAAUACAUUCAUAAAAAAAAACAUAGGUAGUUAAGUACAAUUACUUGACAUUUAAGUGACUUGGGUUGGCUUGAUUUGAUGUAACUUCUUUUAUUUAUUUAUUUUAUCACUAGUAUUUCGCCAUAA